This is a messenger RNA of Numida meleagris (helmeted guineafowl), 7462 nucleotides long. RefSeq names its product ubiquitin specific peptidase 38 (gene USP38). The transcript is spliced from 10 exons. Gene Ontology annotation, cellular component: nucleus; cytosol. Gene Ontology annotation, biological process: protein deubiquitination; ubiquitin-dependent protein catabolic process. The coding region runs from base 38 to 3151 and encodes 1037 amino acids. Lineage: Eukaryota; Metazoa; Chordata; Aves; Galliformes; Numididae. Gene Ontology annotation, molecular function: cysteine-type endopeptidase activity; cysteine-type deubiquitinase activity. The record is from RefSeq and is a predicted model, not a curated record.
GCCGAGGCCCGGGCCGGUUCGCCGCCGCCCGGCCGCCAUGGACAAGAUCCUGGAGGGGCUGGUGAGCUCGUCUCACCCGCUGCCGCUGAAGCGCGUCAUCGUGCGGCGGGUGGUGGAGCUGGCCGAGACGCCGCUCAGCCCGGCGCAGUGCCGCGCCAUGUUCGCUCUCAGCACCCGGCUGGUGCUACAGGGCUCCGACGCCUUCCAGCGGCAGGUGGGCCGCCAGGUGCUGGAGGCCUACGGGCGCUACCACCGCGCCGAGUUCGAGGCCUUCUUCAACCGGGGGCUGGUCCUCGGCCUCUUACAGCGCGGCUACGGCGAGCUGAGCUGCCGCGACCCGGCCAUCCUCGACUACAUCCAGGCGGGGCUGCGCCUCAUCAUGAGCUGCCCCUCAGUGCUGGAGCUCUUCGAGCUGCUGCAGGUGGAGGCCCUGCGGCUGGUGUGCGAGCGGCCCGCGCCGCCGCUCUGCGCGCGCCUCUGCCAGCUGCUGGGCGACUUCCCGCAGUGCCUGCCCCGCGGCAGGAAGCUCUCGCUCGCCUUCUGCCAGCAGCUGGUGCGCAGCAUCGCCCACUUCCAGAGCCAAGGCAGCCGCGAGGCCGAGCUGCGCCUCUACGUCUCGCAGGUGACGCAGGUCAGCGGGCUGCUGCGCAGCGUCUGGAAGGCCGAGCCCGACACGCUGCUGCCCUCCCUGCAGGAGCUCUUUGCCGUCAUCGCUGCCGCCGAUACUCCAUUUGAACCCUCUGUUGCACUGGCAAGUCUUGUGCAGCAUAUACCUUUACAGAUGAUUACAGUACUCAUCAUGAGCCUUACUACAGACCCAAAUGUGAAAGAUGCGAGUAUGACUCAAGCGCUGUGCAGAAUGAUUGACUGGUUGUCUUGGCCUCUGGCUCAGCAUGUGGAAACUUGGGUGAUUGCACUGCUGAAAGGACUAGCUGCAGUCCAGAAAUUUACUAUCCUUAUUGAUGUCACUCUGAUGAAGAUUGAAUUGGUCUUUAAUCGACUUUGGUUUCCUCUAGUAAGACCCGGUGCCCUUGCUGUCCUUUCUCAUAUGUUACUUAGUUUCCAGCAUUCUCCAGAAGCUUUUCAUUUGAUUGUUCCACAUGUGGUCAGUUUGGUUCACUCCUUCAAAGGUGAUGGCUUACCUUCCAGUACAGCGUUUUUGAUGCAGUUGACUGAGUUGAUACACUGUAUGAUGUAUCAUUAUUCAGGUUUUCCAGAGCUCUAUGAACCCAUUCUGGAAGUUUUUAAGGAUAUGCCCAAGCCCAGUGAAGAGAAGAUGAAGCUGAUUCUCAGUCAGAGUGCCUGGACUUCUCAAUCCAAUUCUUUGCCAUCUUGUUUAUCUAGACUUUCUGGAAAAUCGGAAACUGGCAAGACAGGCCUCAUUAACCUAGGAAAUACCUGCUACAUGAACAGCAUUAUUCAGGCACUUUUCAUGGCUACUGAUUUCAGAAGACAUGUUUUAUCUCUGAAUCUAAAUGGUUGUAACUCACUGAUGAGAAAAUUACAGCAUCUCUUUGCGUUUUUGGCCCAUACCCAGAGGGAGGCAUAUGCUCCUAGAAUUUUCCUUGAGGCUUCCAGACCGCCAUGGUUUACCCCUCAAUCACAGCAGGAUUGCUCAGAAUAUCUCCGGUUCCUGCUCAACAGGCUGCAUGAAGAAGAGAGAACUUUGAAAGCGUUGUCUCCAGCAAAGGCUGCUGAAAGCAGGAAGAAUGAAGAGUCCCAGGCACAAGAAACUGUCCAUAAAGCACAAGUAUUUGCUGAAGCACUUUGUAUGGGGAGUGAAGAAAGAACUCUCAUAGAGAGAAUGUUUGGAGGAAAACUGAAGACUACUAUAUGCUGUUUGAACUGCAAAAGCACAUCUCAAAAGGAGGAAGCUUUCACAGAUCUCUCUCUGGCUUUCUGUCCUCCGACAUCAUUGGAAAGCAUUGGUUUGAAAUGUGUGGAACAUUCUGAAAUGAAAAAUGAUGGUUCUGUGGUGCAAACUAGCAUUUCAGCAUCUUCUGCUGGAGAAACACAUCUGAGUAGUUUGGAAAUAAAUGGUGGAUGCAAUACAGUUAAAAAUGAAGGAACCCUAAAGGAUUUUUCUGCUGAGCCAAGCUCUGAGACAAAUUCUGAAUUGAACAAGGAUCAAGAUAAUAGGGAUGUUUCUCCGGCAUUGGUAGGGAAAAACACCCCAUCAGUAACAGACUUACUGAAUUAUUUUCUGGCACCUGAGAUCCUGAGUGGAGACAAUAAGUAUUAUUGUGAAAAGUGUGCUUCCCUACAAAAUGCUGAGAAAACUAUGCAAAUCAUUGAGGAACCUGAAUACCUCAUUCUCACUCUUCUGAGAUUUUCGUAUGAUCCAAAGUGUCAUAUAAGGCGUAAAAUCUUGGACAGCAUUUCUCUGCCACUUCUUUUGGAACUGCCAGUCAAAAGAGCAACAUCCCCUCUUGCUGUGGUUUCAGGAAGUUGGUCUGUUGAUGUUGAGAUUUCUGAUAUUGGAGAAAAUCUUGCUAAGAAACUAAAGCCCUCAGGUGCUGAUGAAGUGUCCUGCCCACAACUGGUGCCCUAUGUGCUAAGUUCUGUGGUAGUGCACUCGGGUGUAUCCUCUGAAAGUGGACAUUACUAUUCAUAUGCUAGAAAUGUUACUGGUUCAGGUUCUUCAGGACAGUGUCACCAGUCUAAAGCUUUCUCUUUAAUUUCUCCUCAGAAUAAGUUGUUAGCAGAGGAGAGUCCUUGUACUGUUGUAGAAAAUGAACUGGACACUGAGAUGCCGAAAGAAUGGUUUUUAUUCAAUGACAGCAGAGUGACAUUUACCUCAUUUCAGUCAGUCCAGAAGAUUACCAGUAGGUUUCCAAAGGACACUGCUUAUGUUCUGAUUUACAAAAAACAAAAUAGCACCUGUGGCUACAACACAAAUUCAGCGAAUGGACUCUGGGUGAAUGGAGACCCUCCCCUACAAAAAGACCUCAUGGAUGCAAUUACAAAAGAUAACAAACUAUACUUACAGGAGCAAGAGCUUAGUGCUCGAACACAAGCUCUUCAAGCUGCCUCAGCCUCGUGCUCUUUCCGCCCCAAUGGAUUUGAUGACAACGAUCCCCCAGGAAGUUGUGGACCAGCAGGUGGAGGAGGAGGGAGUGGAUUCAGUACUGUUGGUAGAUUAGUAUUUUGACGAAGGAGAUGACCUGGAAUACACUGGUUCUAAAGCAGCCUGGGACUGCUGAGGACAGUUGAAAUGCUGAACUUACUGUACGGAGUUUUGAGACUUCAUCCUUCUUUAAAAGCAAAUGUUGAGGUUUUCUUGCUUAUGUUUUAUUUGAAAUAAAUAAGCGCAUAAUGGAAAAAAAAAAAACUACCUCUUAAAAAUUCAGUUGCUUUUAUAGUAAGAUAUGCUUGCCCAAAAGACAGAAAAAUAAGAUUUUUAAGUAGUUUCUAACACGACUGCAUUAAACAAAUGCAUUUACAUCAUUUUCCGUAAACCUUAUCCACUGAAUGAAGCAAGUUCAUUUUGACUCUGGUGGCGUCGCUGUUUGUGGAAGUCCUUUCAGAUGCAUUAAACCCCAUGCGUAGUCUCCCACCUUAUUUACAAAUCUGAGACCUUUAUGAUUUCUGGAGAUGAUGCAAUCAUAUAAUGAAGGCAAUAACUUAAUGUGACUUGAUACAGUACUUUAAAAAAUAUUCAGUAUAUUUACAGUACGAGUGUAAAGAGGAAAAAAUUAUAAAUAUUUGCAAAGCUGUUUUCCACAGAAGUGCAUGUUCUGUAGGAACAAUGUUUUUAAAUAGAAGUUGUUAACUUUGUAGCAUUUUUAAUUGUUUUGAGAAUUUUAAAAUUAUUUCAGGGAAUAUAUAUGCUAUGUAUUUGAAAGGAAGAGAUUCUGUAUGUGCCUUGCAGUACUGUAACUUAAAACAAACUUUCUGAGACUGCAGAAAAGGAAGAAUAUGUUGGUGGUCAAUUUUUCUUGUCAGUGUUAGAAAUCCAAGUGUUUUUAGAAAGCUAUUUUGUUUCCAGAAGUAAAAGUUUAAAAUGCAGUAAGUUUGCCCAUUAUUUUCGAAUCAGAGGAAUAUACCUAGAGUUCUAUUAUUUUCUUGGCUGCAUUGGUUAAAGAGGCCAGUCGUAAAUAUUGAACUAUACUUGUGAAAUCAUAGAAAGGCUACCUAUAUGGAUCCUUGGUGAGGAUCUGUGUUUCUAAGAGUCCUUUUAAACUUUUGCCUUCUGAUUUUGCUUUUAGUGAGAAAUAGUUGAUGAGUUCAUGUUUUAAUUGUCUGCAGAAGACCAAAAUGAUGAUGUCUGUGGAGCAAUGUUCACUGGCUUGUUAGGCCAGCAUAGGUCAAGAAAACCACUCUUCUAGCCUUGGCAGAAUUAGAAACUUUGUUUUUGAUGUGCAAUGAGGAUAAUGAAAGUAAAUGGAUUACACUAAAUCUGGUGAUUAAUUCUUAACUUGAAUAAUCUUAUACUGAAGUGUAAAUUUAUUUAAAGUAUUUUUUAGAAAAUUCUGCACUGUUUUGCUGUGUUUUUUAUAACCUUGUAAGUGACAAAGCGUAUCCUUAAAAAGCAUGCAAACCUGGCAGGUGGUAGUUUAACUGUACAAUUUUUUUUCAGAAAAUGCCUUUAAAAAUCACAAACUAAGUUUAACUUUUUUCUUAUAGUGUUGAAUAUAUGGAUUUUAGUCCAUAGUAAGGUAUCCUAGCUUGCAAACUAUUUUUGUACUGUCACUAAAACUGUUACUUGCUCUGCUAUAGGUUCAUAUGUUGCUGCUCAAGAAAGCAGUUCUCCUUCAUUUUCAUUAAAUGGGUUCCGUGCUCUGUUUUGACUGUAGUACCUCAGCUAUGAUCUACGUCUCCAUUGCUGUCUCAGUUGUAUUGGUGGGUUCAGCUGUGAAAUGGGAAAUGUUAUGAGACCAACAUGAGGAAAGUUCUCAUUUAGCUUGCUUGGGUGAAGUUUUCUUUAAGCUCGCUCCACCUUGAAAUUCUGUUGUUCUCAGUCUUAGGAGGGUUUUUUAUUUCAAGAUUCUCUCCCAGUUAAGUCUGGUUUUAAGGUUAUUCUGGCUUUUUUUCUUAAAACCAAAUUAUGAGAAGGACAUACUAAAAAGCUAUUUAUUUGUGUUACAGUGGGAUAUAUUGUUGAUUAUAAAACACUAAAAUUAAAAGCAAGAGCAGAUGUUUUUACUCUAUAUGAAGUAAGGCUUUUGUGAAGGUCAAUUUUGCUUUUCAUGUUCUCAAGUAAAAACAACCUACCUAAAAAUGUGUGAUAUGACUUUUGUAUACCUGUUGUAUAUCUGUUUCAUGAGCUCUUACAAGGCUUUCUACACUACAGUUUGCCUAUUCUAAAUUAGAUGUUAAAUAUGGAAACUUAAUAUCAGAGUAAUGCCAUAGUUUAAAACUGAAAAUAUCUGAAUGUUUUUUCCUUUGUCCUUAUGUUGCUGCAGUUACUUUGGAUUAUACAUUUUGGGUUUUUAAACUCAAAAUAUUUAUUUACAAGUCUGCCUUCUGACCUGACAACCUUCACAUCAGGCAGACUGAUACUUAAUGUGGAAGGCUUCACUAAAGCUAUUGGAAGUGGAGAAGUAUUUCUUGCUUCAAAAUGUACACCUUUAUUCAUUGUUUACGGUAAUGGCAUUGCAUGUUCUAACAGAGUGAAAGAACAGUGUAUGUAAGGUACUUCAAUUACUGUUGCCUGUGAAUGAAUGCUGGAUGACUUGUUUAUUCACCUUUCUUGCUCCAUUCUUAAUUUGUUUUCCAUCUGAGAUGAAUAGGUAGAAAGAUAAGUAACAUGAAGAUUUACUGUUGUACCAAACUUGAGGAUGGUAUGUCCUCUAAAAAUCAUUUCUUUUUAACAAGAUUGUGUUUUGGUCUUUGUAUCAAUGGUCAAUAGAGUUGUAUUAACUUUCUUCCAUGCAGUUGAUUUUUUUGUAUGUUUUUCUUCAUGUGGAGAAUUAGUGGAUUGUUGUGAAUAUCACCAACAUAAGAAAUGAUUACAAUACCUGAGUGUGUUUAUCCAAGAUGAAGAGAGAAAAGCCUUCUUUGAAUAACUAUAAAAAUCACAAGUUAACUUUUUUUUUUACCUUUUGUUGCCUGCUCUGGAAUGUUAAAUAUUUUAUCUGCUCUAUCCAUUGGAAGUUUCCUUUAAUGGGUAAACUUUCAUUACAUACUGGUAUAGAGUUAGAGUUCUUUUCUUCUAGAAAUGAUGGGUGAAGAGUAGAAGCAUCGCGAGCUAAAUGAGUGUUAGAACAAAAGGAAGUACAAACUUUCUGUAAGUAAGUCUUAGAUUAGAAACUGCCUGAUCACUAGGAUUAAUUCUGGAUCAGCCUUACAGGCAAAGACGUGCUUUAAAGGAAGAGGCAAGUAUACCUGUGUGAGAAAUUAAAUGCAAAGCACUGUCUGAAUAGUAGGCAACCAAACUUGAUACACCAGAGGCCCCUUCCAGUCCCUUCCUAAAACUUCGCUCUUCUCUUGGGCUUCCUGUCAUGACAUUACCAAUUCUGUUUUUAAGGCUCAGAUUAGAGGAAGCAUUUUCCUAAAUUUGUUGGAUGCUGGACAAAUAUGUGGAUUCAGGAUAUGCAGUUCAUAUUCCUUUUUUCCAGUGUGAUUAAUAACAUUUUGUUGAUUUUAUUUUAAUUUUUUUUGAGCCAGUUGUGCUGGAGUCAGGCUUGACAAAACAUGUCCUGCUGCUGCUCUCUUGGUAAGCGGCAUGCUGCCAUGUGCCCUGAAAUGCUGGGCAGGCUGCUGGCUGCCCUGGUGAGGUGUUCCUUGCCAGGUGGCCAUCUUGGGCCUUCGUCAGCCUCAGUACCUCAGAGCAGCCAGCCCUGUGGUGCUCCCUGGUGUCCCUGAGAAGCUGGGCCCAGCCUUGGGGCUGCAGCAGGAGGAGCCUGAGGUGGGGCAGUGCUAUAGUCUGUUCAUCACCUCUUUGGGGAUGCCCCCAUGGAUGGAGUAGGUAGCUCCGGGAUGGACUGGCACCUAUGGGAGCAGCACACAGGUAGGGUGGUUGUAUGUGAAGGUGUGGGAGGGGGAGUGGGAGGGGCUGUGAGAGUGAUGUGCUGGUGCCAGGCUAAAACAUACCUACCAUGCCGUAAAAAGGAAAGAAUGGUUCUGAUCUGAUUGAAAAUUUGUGUAUGUUUUGAUGGUAAUAUCAUGUGCAUCUACCCUAGGUAUUCUCUCAACAGUGCUUUGUUACCUAGGGCUAAAUCCUCCUCAACUCUCUGCUGUGUGGGGGGAAAAACCUGCCAAUAGGUACUUGGAAAAUAUUAGUUAGUACUUGGCUUUAACUUUUCAUUUUUAAACUGACUUGCUCUUCUUCUCAAGUGUUCUCUCAAGAAUUACAGUACUUGUUGCUUAGCUCCAUAAAAGAAUGUUGUUUAACCUUUUUGGUGUGUUUUUCAUGGUUUUGGUCUGCUGAAAUACGAAAUAUAGAAGUCUUGGGUUGCAGUGUGCCUGUUCUUAAACUUUGUUGUUGAAAAUUUGAUUAAAUAUUUAAUGAUAUUUUGUA